CAACUCCACCCCCAAAAAACCACCCCACCAACAUGAGAUGUCAGCAGCCUCUGUUGCUUGACCCAACCUUGCCUCAUGGUGGCAAGAGGACAGCUGCCUUGUUUGGCCAGGUACAAUCAGAGGAAUAUUUUGGAUAUGACUCUUCUGUGCCCUUGGUGAGGUCUCAGUCCAGCAAGCUAAAAAACUACUCCUGGUAGUGUUUUGGGAAUUGUGUCUAAAUUCUUUUCUAAACUUCACUGAAUUUAAACUGACCUUGUGAUAAGUUUUACUCCUUUCAGAAGCAGAUUAGCUACAUGCUAAUUGAUUUCCGUAACUCCAAAAGAAUGCAACUUUCAGCAGAUGUGUUCCCUUGGCAGUCUUAUAGGCCCACCCAUUCUUGGAAGUUAUGUACAGCUUGUGCUGAGUGACCUCAGUGAUGGAUCUGUCUAUUGUGUGUAUACAGUGCGCAAGUCGAGAGAGUUUGCAAACCUGAUCCGAAACAAAUUUGGUAGUGCUGACAACAUCGCUCAUCUGAAAAAUUCCUUGGAUGAAUUUCAGCCAGAAAUGAGUUCAAGAACGUACGGGGGCAGUGCCACCAUUGUUGCCAAACCAAAAUAUGUCAGUGAUGAUGAAUGCUCAAGUGGGACCUCUGGCUCAGCAGAGAGUAAUGGGAAUACUUCCUUUGGUCCUGCUGUGCCAAGUACCCUGGACAGCCAGGGAAAGCUUUCUGUGAUACUGGAGGAACUAAGGGAAAUCAAAGAGACACAGUCCCAAUUAGCUGAUGAUAUUGAGAAUUUAAAAGCACAAUUUAAAAGAGACUAUGGCUUUAUUUCUCAGAUGUUACAAGAGGAAAUAUAUAGGUAUUUGGGCCUUUUAAAAUUUUCUGCCUUGCCUUCAGGAUUACCUCCACCACUGUCCCAGGGAGGACAUUCCAACGCCUCACACCCUCUCAGUGAAAAAAUGUUUCCUAACAUUACCAUUCCUGUGAAUGAAACUCAUCUAUUAUCAGACAUCGCUGUCAGCUGCACCGCCGCCUCCCCCUUUGCCUGCCCGUUUCCCUCUCUGCUUCAGAAGGGAAAACCGCACCGAUCGGCACAGGACGUGGGGAAUUCGCUGCAGAAGCUGAGAGCUGCCCGGCAGCGGCACAAAGCCACGCGUUGGACACAUCCCCCGUUCACCGGCCGGGCGCUGCGCCCGGCACAAAGAUGCUCCGGGCCCUCGCUCAGCCCGCACUGCACUGGCGGAGCCGCGGCUGCUGCCCCGCGCACGGGUGGGCGGGCCCUUCUGCGCACGCGCCCGUUUCCCCGGCAACGCCGUCCCCUGCGCUCCCAGCGUGCUCCGCGCGACCCUGUCGGGCGGAGGCGGCUGCGGGCGGUGAGAUUACAGGAAGAAUAUACAAAGGCACAAGAUGAACUGAAGAGGUUGUUAGUUGAAAAGGAGACUGUGCAUGACAGAUUUCAGCAGCUUCUUGCUGAGUAUCAGGAGGAGUUGCUGGCUAAAACACGAGAGUUGGAAAAACUGAAGAUGCAGGUGCUAACUCCUCAAAAGUUAGAGCUGUUAACUGCACAAAUACAGCAGGAAUUGGAAUCCCCUAUGACAGAACGUUAUCGGAAGCUAGAAAAUGAAGUGGAAAAAUACAGAACAGAAUAUAACAAACUUCGUUAUGAACACACUUUUCUGAAAUCAGAAUUUGAACAUCAAAAGGAAGAACACACACGUAUUUCAGAGAUGAAGAAAAUAAAAUAUGAGGCUGAGAUUGCAAGACUGGCUAAAGAUAAAGAACUCCACAACCAGCUGCUUAGUGUUGAUCCCACAAAGGACAGUAAACGUGUGGAAGCACUUUCUAGAGAAAAGGCACAACUGUGUCAAAAAUUAAAAGGCUUAGAGGCUGAAGUAUCAGAAUUAAGAGCAGAAAGAGACAAUUGCAGUGCACAAGCAGAAAAUAUUCAAAGAGCACAAGCACGGCAGUUAGCUGAGAUGCAGGCUAUGACAAGGUCUCUAGAGGCCGAAAAGAAGUCUGCUGAACUACAGAUUGAUCGACUUGAGAAAGAACUGCAGAUGAGUCAUGAGGAGAACAGCCUUUUAACUACUAAACUUGACAAAUCUGAACUAGAAGUCAGUUCCUUAGCUGCUAAAAUAGAAGAACUUAAAAAUUCAUAUAAAUUGGAAAUAGCAAAUGUCAGACUGGAGGCAGCAAGAACAAAGAGCGAGGCAGAAAGAGAGAGAGACAAGAUUCAUAGUGAAAUGGAUGGAUUGCUGUCAGACAAGGAAACUCUUAAGUGUCACCCUAUCAGCGACUGUACUGCUGGGACCCUAAUGUGCUAUCUCUCUAGAUUGAAAGUUCAGCAGCAAGGUAAUCAGACAGAGGAGUUGGAUGAAAAGAAAUGUGAACGUGCUGAUCUGAAAUGGGAUCCUGGUUCUGAUAUGAGAGUGGAUGAUUCCUACUACUUCUACUGUGGGGAAUUGAAGGCUGUUUGGGCUUUAUAAUACAAACAUAUUGAAUGGCUGAAGGAGAAGCAUGUGCUUACUCAGAGCAUCACAGAGAAAGAGGAGAAAUACAAUGAAAUGAAGAAUAAGCUAUACCGAGCUGCUGUUGCUCAGAAAAAGAGAAAGACUCUCACAGAUAAUAAACAAAGGAGGAUGCGAGAGAAACUAGAGCUUUUGGAAGCCAAGAUGGAAGAGCUAGAAAAAGAAAACCAGGUGUUAAAUAGGUAA
Calypte anna (Anna's hummingbird) is the source of this 2694-nucleotide messenger RNA. Its product is annotated as centrosomal protein of 83 kDa-like. The record is from RefSeq and is a predicted model, not a curated record. The transcript has 16 exons. Lineage: Eukaryota; Metazoa; Chordata; Aves; Apodiformes; Trochilidae. Gene Ontology annotation, cellular component: centrosome.